AUGAUUUCUGUGGCGAUCGUUUUUUUAAUUUGUGCGUCGUUUGCUGAAAAUGCUGUUCAUUUAGGCAGGGGCUAUGAUACAGAUGAUGAUCCAUUAAACAUUAAAAUCACAAAACUCUUGGAUGUUAAUUUGGAAAGCAAAACAAAUUCCUGGAAAAAUGACCUGAGUAGGUUCUAUCAACCUCAUAGAGAAGAAAAUGAUAUUGACAAAAAGGAUGGUUAUGUCCAGGUUCCCAUGAAAUUUUCAUUCGCAGUCGACGAACAACGUAAUCCUAAUAUUUUAGAAGGAUGUAGAAAUUUGGUUGGAGUCAGCCAGCCAUCUUUAUGUUUUUUGAAGCCAUCCGCUACAUCCGCAGAAAAGUAUUUGGCAUAUCCCAGAAGUUGUAGAGAGAUUCAAGAAAACGGUAAUAAUAAAUCUGGAAUAUAUGAAAUUAAGCCCAGGCUUAGCAGUAAACCCUUUGCAGUUCUUUGCGACAUGGAAAUUCAAGGAGGGGGAUGGACACAUAUCCAGAAAAGGUUCGAUGGAUCUCAAGAUUUUUUCCAAUUGUGGCGAGAUUACAAGUUUGGCUUUGGAAAUCUGGAUGGAGAGUUCUGGAUGGGAUUAGAGAACAUUUAUCACAUGACAGGAUUUGAAGCAAAUGAACUAUUAAUAGAACUUAUUGAUAAGGAAAAGAAAACUGCACAUGCGCAUUAUACAUCGUUUGCCAUAGGCCCUGAAAAGGAUGGGUACAAAUUGACUGUACUUAGUGGAUAUUCAGGAGGUGCUGGUGAUGGACUAACAGGACAUUUAAAUGUAAAAUUUUCUACUUCAGAUAUGGAUCUGGACGAAAACUCCGGCAGUUGUGCUAAAGGAUAUGAGGGUGGAUGGUGGUAUAAAAAUUGCUUCACAAGUUGUUUGAAUGGAAAGUAUUCAAAUGUUAUUGUCCCUGAUGCGAUUAAAUUACAUGGAAUUAACUGGAAUGGAUUUCGAUCAAAGGAAUACAAUUUAUCCGGAUCAAGGAUGAUGAUCCGACCAAUAGGAAGUUAA
Diabrotica balteata is the source of this 1026-nucleotide messenger RNA. Lineage: Eukaryota; Metazoa; Arthropoda; Insecta; Coleoptera; Chrysomelidae. The record is from the annotation of a GenBank genome assembly.